AAUUUCUUUCUUACAGGUAUUUCACGUGCCUCCUUCGUUUUCGCUCUCAUUUACCGUCUCUCACCUCUCUUUUUGGCUUCCCCUAAAAUCAAUCAACCAGUCCUUUUAUUGAUUAUAAACUUCUAGGGUUUCAAUUCAAUUGCUUCUUUUGAAGCAUUUUAUAGUCUCCCUUCUCAAUCUUUCCUUAUUUUAAAUUUUAUUUCGUCAUGUCUAAGAGGGUACUUUGCAAGUUCUUUGCUCAUGGAGCAUGCCUGAAGGGCGAGCAUUGUGAAUUUUCACAUGACUGGAAGGAUCCUUCGAAUAAUAUUUGCACUUACUACCAGAAAGGGGUGUGCUUGUAUGGUAGUAGAUGCAGGUAUGAACACGUCAAGCCUUCUCGGUCAGAGUCAUCUGCAUCAUCUUCGUCAACAAUUUCUCGUCCUAUAAGAGCUGCUUCCAGUGAGUUAAUUACAGUUCCAGGGGCUAUUUUGGAGCUAUCUGCUUUGAGUAGACCUUAUCGUCCUCCUGAUAAACCAGUAUGGAAUUUGGAUUCUGGGUGUAAUGAUUCUUUAGAUAAUGGUGAUGUGGUUGUGGAGCCAAGGAAUCUCAAACCAGCUGAUCUUUCAAUAUGCUCUUUUGCCGCUGCCGGCAAUUGUCCCCGUGGGGAUAAAUGUCCUCAUGUUCAUGGAGAUAUGUGUCCAACUUGUGGGAAGCAUUGCUUGCAUCCUUUCAGACCUGAAGAAAGAGAAGACCAUUUGAAAACAUGUGAGAAAAAGCAAAAGCACCUUGAGGCUUUAAGACGUAGCCAGGAAAUAGAAUGCAGCGUGUGCCUGGAUCGUGUUUUAUCAAAAUCAACACCAGCUGAACGAAAGUUUGGUUUGCUAUCUGAGUGUGAUCAUCCAUUCUGUAUAUCCUGUAUCAGAAAUUGGCGUAGUAGUUCCCCAACCUCUGGAAUGGAUGUUAAUACUGCAUUGCGGACUUGUCCAAUUUGCCGCAAGCUAUCAUACUUUGUCAUUCCAAGUGUCAUUUGGUAUUACACACCAGAAGAAAAGCAGGAAAUUGUUGAUAGCUACAAGGCAAAACUCAGGUCAAUUGAUUGCAAACACUUCAACUUUGGUAAUGGAAAUUGCCCAUUUGGAACUAGUUGUUUCUACAAGCAUAAAAUCAGGCCAGGCUCAUACAUGUGGAAAUAUCACAGACCACCUCCCCACAGCAUGCUUAUCAAGAUGGUCGUUUGGAGGAAGUUGCUCUCCGUCACCUUGGGGCUGAAGAUGGAAACACAGUGAUAGCAAAAGAUAUCAGAUUUUGGGUUGUUUACAGGCUGUCAGACUUUCUUAGUAAUUUGCAUAUAAGGUGAAAAGCACUGCUAGAGUCUUCCAUUGAUAUCAAAUAUGUCUGUAUACGCUGCAACUUUGAUGUGGAAGUCCUCUUCUAUUGUCAGUGUCGUACUCUAUUUUUUUCUGAGGAUUGCUUGGUGAGGGGACCUUGAAUGAGAGAAGCUGGAGCAUGGUGGGUUGUAUAACAAACUGCAUAAUAUGAGAUCUGAAUUUAAUAAGAUUGAUAUGACAGGAGUGAUGAAUUUGAAAUAAAAAUAUAAUGUCAGUUUCAGAAUAUUUUUUAACCCACUGGGCUUGACAUAUGUCCUCAAAACUGUUUGUAUUUGGGACUGGGUUUUAUUUGGAUGAUUACCAGGGCUUUUUUUCUUAAAAGAAUUGUGAGCCACCCUGGUAUCCUAUUUUUAUCAGCAAAACCAUGUUUAGUAGCGAUAGCUACUAGCUUGUGUACGAACGAUAAUAUUUCAUUAUAUAAUUCAAAAUCAUUCAAUUA
Messenger RNA from Mangifera indica (mango), 1806 nucleotides. Its product is annotated as putative RING-type E3 ubiquitin transferase C3H69. Bases 207 to 1265 code for a protein of 352 amino acids. Gene Ontology annotation, biological process: protein polyubiquitination. NCBI's taxonomy places the organism in Eukaryota, Viridiplantae, Streptophyta, Magnoliopsida, Sapindales, Anacardiaceae. The transcript is spliced from 9 exons. The record is from RefSeq and is a predicted model, not a curated record. Gene Ontology annotation, molecular function: metal ion binding; ubiquitin protein ligase activity.